GGACAGGGAAGAGAAAUGGCUGCAGUGGAGUCAGUCCAGGGGCUGGUGACCUUCAAGGAGAUGGCUAUGUAUUUCACCAGGGAAGAGUGGGCUCUGCUGGACCCCACUCAGAGAGCCCUCUACUGGGAUGUCAUGCAGGAGAACUAUGAGACUGUGACCUCGCUGGGCCAGAGAAUAACAUCCAUGUUUCGCUGCAGAUCAUCUCGUCCUCCCAGGGGCAAGGAAAUGGCUGCAAUGGAGCUGGCUCAGGGGCCGGUGACCUUCGAGGAGGUGGCUGUGUAUUUCACCAGGGAAGAGGGGGCUCUGCUGGACCCCACUCAGAGAGCCCUCUACAGAGCCGUCAUGCAGGAGAACUAUGAGAAUGUGACCUCGCUGGAUAAGGAUUCCUGUCCCUUCUGUUCUUGCAUUUCCAGUUUCCAAACCUGAUGUAAUCUCCCAGCUGGAACAAGGGGAAGAGCCACGGGUCCCAGACCUGCAGGGUUCUGAGGAAAGAGAGAUCCUGAGAGCUCCCUGCACAGCAGGUGAUGCAAUGGAUUGUGAGAAAGAGGAGCAGAAUUCUCAGCAGGAAAAUGUUAAGCAAGUGGAUAAACACAGAGAAUUGUCGCAAAGAUCGAAAAGGAAUGUGUCCAAGAGUCAUGAGCUGGGGAAAUCCUGUGAGAUUCAGCACGGACCAGAAAGAGAACAGGGAAGCCAGCCAAGGGAGAAAGUGGGUAAAUGUAUUUCCUGUCCAGGAACCCAGAAGGACCUUAAGGAAACCACAACACAGCAGGAAAUCCUCAGGGGAAAGAGAAAAAAUACAUGCACUGAGUAUGGGAAAAACUUCCGUGACUAUUCAGCCCUUAUUAGUCAUGAUAGAAUCCACACAGGGAAGCAGCUCUAUGAAUGCAGUGAUUGUGGGAAAAACUUCACUCCCAGAUCACAACUUACUAGGCAUCAGAUAAUCCACAGAGGGAAGAGGCCCUAUAAAUGCAGUGAGUGUGGGAAAAACUUCACUCACAAAGAAGCCCUUUCUGAACAUCAGAAUAUCCACACUGGUGUGAGACCCUAUGAAUGCAAUGUGUGUGGGAAAAACUUCACUCACAGAUCAUCCAUUAUUAGGCAUCGGAGAAUCCACAAAGUGGAGAGCUCUUUUGAAUGCAAUGACUGUUGAAAAAGCUUCAGUCAAAGAUCAGAUCUGUUUCAGCAUCAGAGAAUCCACACAAGGGAGAGACCCUAACACUGCACUACUUGUGGGACUACCUUCUCUUGACACUCAGACUAUGUUAGGCAUCAGAGAAUCUACAAAGGAGAUCAACCCGAUAAAAACCUCUAGGAUUACCAUUUUUUUUCUUUAAUACUUUUCCUGAUUCCCACAUAGUAACUUUUAAAGCUGUUUCACUGUUUGCAGCACUGUUAUCCCAGUUUGUCCAGUUGAUUGGCCCAUUUUUGCCUUUUGCAGUUCUCCCUGUUUUGAGGUGGACAAAUAGGUCUCUAAUUCGAGUGUGCCCUUCCUAUCGGGAACCAGGGAGCAUCACAUUAAUACCAUUCCUCCUCUUUCAAAGUUAUUGUUAGAAUGUGAUGUUAUUAAUAUGAACUGGGACCGUAUAGAUCAGUGGUAUCCAAUAGAAAUUCAAUGCUAGCCACACUUGUGGUUUUGAAUUUUUAUUAGCCAUAUUAUAAAAAAGCCACAUGCAUUGGCCACAAUUCAAUAGCCUAUUCACCAGAUGUGGCUAGUCGCGAACGUAUUGGACACUGCUGAUAUGGGUCAUUGCUGCAACUAAGGUCCUGUAGUGGAACCAAAUCUUGUAUAAAGUGGGUCGAAUAAGAUGUUUAAGACAAGGUUAUGAUUUUUUACUGGUUAUGUUUAUGCUAUCUCUGUGCCUGUAUCAUUUCUGUAUUUAAAGUUAUAAGUAUUUGCUCUAUACUGUCUGUAUUUCAAGCUUGUGCUAUUCUUCUGGGUGACACCCCAGACAAUUUGUCAACAGCACUGCCUUGCCUCCGUAAUGGCCCAUUAAGGACCAUCAGUUAUACAACUGACCUAUAGAGAGCUAUCUAUCGAUCUAU
Molecule: messenger RNA, 2043 nt
Organism: Gopherus flavomarginatus (Mexican gopher tortoise)
Lineage: Eukaryota; Metazoa; Chordata; Testudines; Testudinidae
Product: zinc finger protein 560-like
Exons: 6
Coding region: 16-426 (136 amino acids)
Biological process (GO): regulation of DNA-templated transcription
Source: RefSeq, a predicted model, not a curated record